Armigeres subalbatus is the source of this 1743-nucleotide messenger RNA. Its product is annotated as UBX domain-containing protein 7. Gene Ontology annotation, biological process: proteasome-mediated ubiquitin-dependent protein catabolic process. Bases 305 to 1606 code for a protein of 433 amino acids. The record is from RefSeq and is a predicted model, not a curated record. The transcript is spliced from 2 exons. Gene Ontology annotation, cellular component: nucleus. Lineage: Eukaryota; Metazoa; Arthropoda; Insecta; Diptera; Culicidae. Gene Ontology annotation, molecular function: ubiquitin binding.
ACAAAACGUCAAACACUUUCGCCAAAGCAGAAGCAGUUCUUGUUCGUUUCGGUAAGGAAUCUUGUUUUGUUACAAGUUUCACGUUGAAAUUUUCAACAAAAACUAUCCAAAUUGGUCUGUAAAACAAUGUAAAGUGCAGCUCCGGUCGUGAUUACACCCAAUUUAACGGAAUACUAAAUUGGGGUAGCACCAAAAGGGCCCCAGCGUCGUUUGUGUUGAAAUUGUGAUUCGCUGCUGCAGCUGCUUCUCUUUGUGGUGGAGGCGAUUGAUUGCGUUCCUCGGCUUCUGCUGCUGCUAGCUGAAGAUGUCAACCGAGGAGAAUGUGACAUCAUUAAGGGAAAUUACCGGAUUGAAGCCUGAACAGGCAGCGAAUCUGUUGUCUGCAUAUAAUGGAAACUUGGAGGGGGCGAUCAAUGCAUUUUUCGAGAAUCCGGAGGGUGUCUUGAAUCCGGAUCCGCCAGUAGUGAUAAAUGACGACGAGGAAGAUGAUGUACGGGCGCCUAUACCGCGGAAGACGGAAGUGCUGCUGCCGGCAGAGGACACAACACGUGGAAGGUUGAAGCGACGAGGCGCCACGAUUACGGAAGUACCGUUCCGAAAUUUUGAACUCGAAGGUAAAUUGCAGGAACAGAUGUUGAUGCAAGGACAGGGACCUUCGUCCAAGAAAAUUACCCGAUUAGAAGCGCUGUUUAUGCCGCCGUUCGAAAUCCUAUUUUCCGGAAGUUUUGACAUGGCUCAAAGGCAUGGCAAAAGCGUAGAUAAAUGGAUUCUGGUAAAUCUGCAGGAUGAUCUGAACUUUAGCUGUCAAACGUUGAACCGAGAUUUGUGGUCCGAUCCACGACUGAAAGAUUUUCUACGGAACAAUCUAAUUUUCUGGCAAACGUCCAACAAGACUACGGACGGUGCCAAAUUCAAAACAUUCUACAAGGUCAACAAUGAACCGUACAUUGGAAUGAUUGACCCACGUACUGGUGAAGAAGUGCAAACAUUUUCAGCCAGCGACGCGGAUCCGGUGAAAUUUAUGUCGACUUUGAAAAAUUUCCUCACAGAGAACAAAUCACCUCACGGGAAGGAGGUCACGUUCGUAGAGUCUAGCUUCAUGCGACCAUCAACUUCCCAGGCAUCUUCGGCCGGUGCCAACGGUUCCAAUGCAUCCGGUUCCAAGAAACCCAUCUGGAUUCCGGACGAAGACGAGGAAGAAUUUCAAGAGAUCACAGAUAGCAGUGAUAGCGACAUGGAACCAGACACUCCCACAUCAAAAUCUCCAUCCAAGCAGGCAUCGAUCCCAACGGAAACGCCCAGCGCACCGAUUCUGAGCUCAGAUGACGAGGCGAAUCUUCCGCCGGCGGAAAAGACUCGCAUUAUGCUCAAGAUGCCCGGCGACGUCACCGAGCGAUUAUUCUUCCGCAGCUCUCGAACCUUGGACCACACCAAGGCCAAACUCAUGAACAAAUUUACCAGCAAGUUUGCCGAUCAGAAGGGAAAAUCGGUCCGGUUCUUCUGUCCAGCCGUCAAGGCUGAUCUGGCCUCGCUCGACGGAAGUCAGACACUGCUCGACUUGAAAAUCCACCCGAACGCGGUCAUACACGUGACGGUGGACGACUAGAAGCGUGAUGUUACAACAUCGGUUGGAUUCAGCUAUUUCUAAAUAUUCUAAUUUUAAGGAACCAACGUCGAUCCCACAGAUGCAUGCGGUUAAAAUUUUAGUUUCUGAGAAGCCAAUAAAUUAUGUAAUCAUUUGAA